ACCCCCAAAUCUAUGAGGCACAUCAUCGGAUUUAGAUGGGUGUGCGAUUUUAUUAACUUUCCAUGUUCUGUUGCCGUGUUUCGGGAUCUGCACGAUCUGUCUUUCAACCACGCUUCCAAGGGGGAUGGGUAUGGUUGGUGGACCAUCAUCAACAAAAGAUCCCGAAGGAAGGGGGAGCCGAACUACAUUACGGCCUACCCUUACCUCAGCUCUGAUCAUAAUUGGAAGACGGAGUGGUUGUUCGUUCGUGUGCCGACAGAUCCGAAGCAUCCACAUUUUUACCGCCCUCCGAAGUGGUUUGUGACUCCUGAUCCUGAUAUGCGAAGCGUGGCUGCUCCGGAUCGGAACCAUCACCACUACGUGGAUCUCCUCCAGUGGUUUUUGGCUCGGGAGGACAACUACAAAUUGCCGUCCAACUGGCUCCCGAACCUCAACUAUAUCUUGCGGGAGGACAUUCUUGCUGUUGCCGGUCUCAGCAGGAUUUUUGACAGGGGUAGGUGUCUUUCGGCUGGGACCGUGCUUUAGUAAGUUUGUCCUCCUCCUUUUUGGUCUCGUUUUAUUGACUUCGUUUUGUGCUUUGUUUCUGCAGAGUACGGCUUUAGCUGCGUUGAUCCUGUGGUCUUGGGUAUUUCUUUGGAUCUGAAGACCAUUCACGACUCGGCCCCUGAUUAUAAGUUCGGGAAGGAGAAUCCUCGUAAUCCUCGCUUGAAGGAUUACGUGCUGUCUCCGUCGGGUGUCGCUCGGAUAUCUGAAGUUCGAGCUGAUCCGUGGGAUUCUGCCUCUUCUCCCGAAGCUGUUCCAGUGAAAGUCGUGCUCCCUGAUUUGAGGACAACCUCGGAUCCGGAUCAGCGCAAAAGGAAGGGCAGCACUCUUUUGAGGCCUUCUGCGCAUCCGAAGAAGGCGAAAGCUUCUCAGUCUUCGGAGAAGGAAGUGGUUUCGGAAGUCAUGCCUCCUCCCAAAAAUCUCCUUCACUUCAUGCCCUUGCCAGGGCAGAAGUUGAAGAGUGUGGUGGUUGCGGAACCGCCUCCCGUGGACCAACCGUUGGCUGAGGAAGAUACCAUCCCCUCUCCGCUGAAGCCGUCUGCUGCUUUAGGGAUCGAGAUCCAGGAUAUAACCAAGGUGAUGGAGGCAAUUGAAGCCGACCUUGUUCCUGGCUCGGAUGUCCCUAUUGUGGCCGAGCAGAAGGAAGAAUCUGCUGACGUUUCUCUCGAAAGGGAGAAAAGUCCAGAUAAGGAGAUGGUGGAUCUCACCGAAGCUCACAUAGAGGUUCCCGAAGCUGAGAAGGAGGUCCCUUCUGCUGAGGAGGAGCAAACCAAGCAGGGUCUGACGAGGAAGAGGCGCCACUCGACCUUGGGCUCUACUUCGACCUCGUCCCUGGAUAGACUGAUCCACGCUGACCCUUGCUCGGAUGUUCCGCUGAAACGGAUCCCCGAGGAGGUAAGGGAGGCGAUGGCUCGCUAUGCUAGAGCCCCGGUUUUGGGGGAGAACCCCAUGGCUCACGUGGGAUCUUUGGUGGGUCCCGAAGCUGCACGGGAGAAUCUUCUUCGGGCCAACCCGCAGUGGAGGGUUCCUGGAGCUGAGGAGAGGAACCCAGCUAUGAUGGCCCAAUAUUAUCUGAAUGAGGCUGUUUUCUGGUCCUCGUUCGCUUCCGAGUGUAGCUCGGUUGAGGAGAGGCAACUGAGGAGGUAUCAGGAGGCUUAUGCUCGUGAUAUCCCUGUCUUGGACCAGAAGGCUGGGCGGCUCAUGGCCGAGAUGGUGGAGAUCAAGCAACUGUACCUUCAGUACAGUCGUGAGGCUAGGGAAGCGGCGGAACAGAUCGGGGCCGAAGUUGGGAAGCUCACUUUCCAGGUUGAAGAGGAUGCUGAAAAGAUAGCUUCCUUCGACAGGGAGAGGAGAGAAAUGGCUGCCAAGUUUGCGAGCGAACUUGAAGAAAAAGACAGUCUUCUCAAGGAGAUGACGUCUAAAUUUGAGGCGGCCAUUAAGCAGAGGCAGGAAGCGGAGGCGAGGCUUCAGCAGUUUAUCAAGCACCGGGAGAUUGUUCAGAAUCAAGCUGACAAGGUGCCCGUUCUCCAGCUGAAGAUCCGAGAGAAGGAUGCUGCCAUUCGGAAGUUGGAGCAAGAGAGAGUUGACCUCUACACUGCUGAUCAGUGUAGGGAGCAAUACUGGAAUGGCAUCCUGGGUGCUCGGCGGAUGUUCGCGAAGCAUAUGCCUCAUUUCCCUUGGAAUGAGAAGGUUCCGCUCUGGAUGAGGGCCCAGGAUCACUUGGUGGAGUGCCAGGCCGAUCGAGACGAAGCUGAAGCUGAACGCCAAGCUGCUCUUGCAGAGGCUCGGGCCCAGAAGGCGGCUUCCGAAGGUGAUACUACUGCUGGGGGUUCUUCGAAGGAUGCUCCUCUGGGGGAUGCUCCUGAGACUCCCAAGAGUUAGGGAUUCGGGCAGUCGUCUUCUUCAGAGUCGGUCGGUUCCAGUUGAGGACUUCCGAACAUGUGCUUGCCUUUCCCCCUUUUGCCUCGG
Molecule: messenger RNA, 2511 nt
Organism: Spinacia oleracea (spinach)
Lineage: Eukaryota; Viridiplantae; Streptophyta; Magnoliopsida; Caryophyllales; Amaranthaceae
Exons: 4
Coding region: 946-2424 (492 amino acids)
Source: RefSeq, a predicted model, not a curated record